Molecule: messenger RNA, 2623 nt
Organism: Syzygium oleosum
Lineage: Eukaryota; Viridiplantae; Streptophyta; Magnoliopsida; Myrtales; Myrtaceae
Product: toMV susceptible protein tm-1(GCR26)
Exons: 9
Coding region: 217-2484 (755 amino acids)
Molecular function (GO): catalytic activity
Source: RefSeq, a predicted model, not a curated record
UCGUCGUACAUCCCAGUUCCAAGCUCUCGAAUUGCUUCGCCAUUCCUUCAACCUCUCGCUUCUGGCAGCACAGUCAACCCCGCCAGCCCCAUCGCCGGCGAACCGCUUUCUUCUUCACCUUCGCAUCCCACCUCGCACGCCGAUCAAACUCCAGCUCGCUCGCUCGCACCCUCGCCGAUUGCCAGCUCCGCCGCUACGAGGCACACCGAGAAGGAAAUGGCGGCUCCGCAGCCAGCUCGGCGAGUCCUCUGCAUCGGAACGGCCGACACGAAGCUCGACGAGCUCCGCUUCCUCGCCGGCUCCGUCGAAUCGCACCUCGCCGCCUUCGCCGCCGGCCCUCGCUCUGCGGUGGAAGUUGCUGUCGUCGAUGUAUCGGCCGGUCAGGGUGAGAUUCGAAGUGUGGAAGGCCUAGUGUUUACCUCUCGAAAGGAACUGCUCUCUCAGUACUUCGAAUUCAAUGGCCAACAGCCGCAUGGACUUCCGGACGACAGAGGCGAGGCGGUCUCGUUAAUGUGCAAAGCGCUGGAGAUUUACCUGAAAAGAGCUAGCGAGGAUCAGAUUCUAGCUGGAGCUAUCGGACUCGGAGGAAGCGGAGGCACCUCUCUCAUAGCAUCCGCAUUUAGAGCUCUUCCGCUGGGUUUGCCCAAGGUAAUCGUGUCGACCGUGGCUAGUGGACAAACGGAGCCUUACAUUGGAUCGACAGAUUUGGUGCUAUUUCCUUCUGUGGUGGAUGUGUGUGGGAUUAAUAGUGUGAGUAGGAGGGUGGUGUUUUCCAAUGCUGCGGCUGCUUUUGCUGGAAUGGUGAUCGGGAGGAUUGAUAGGUGCAGUGAGGAAAAUAAGGCGGAUGCCAAGUCAACUGUGGGUAUUACUAUGUUCGGGGUUACGACUCCGUGCGUGAGUGCUGUGGUAGAGAGAUUAAGUAAGAAUGGUUAUGAGACUUUGGUUUUCCAUGCCACAGGCGUUGGAGGCAGGGCCAUGGAGUCUUUGGUUAGAGAAGGAUUCAUACAAGGUGUUUUGGACAUCACGACAACUGAGGUUGCUGAUCAUAUUGUCGGAGGUGUUAUGGCUUGUGACAGUUCUCGUUUUGAUGCUAUUAUAGAAAAGAAGGUUCCUCUAGUCCUCAGUGUGGGUGCCCUAGACAUGGUGAAUUUUGGAGCUAGAGAUACCAUACCUUCUAUUUUUCAGCAAAGAAAGAUCCUUGAACAUAAUAAACAGGUUUCACUUAUGCGAACUACAGUUGAGGAGAACAAGAAAUUCGCUGACUUCAUAGCGAACAAAUUGAACAAGUCAGCAUCAAAAGUCUGCGUUUGUCUUCCGGAGAAGGGUGUUUCUGGUUUGGAUGCACCAGGAAAGCCAUUUCAUGACCCUGAUGCUACUGCUGCUCUUGUAAACGAACUACAGAAACUUAUUAACACAAACAAUGACAGAAAGAUCAAAGUGUAUCCUUACCAUAUCAAUGAUGUGGAGUUUGCAAAUGCAAUUGUUGACUCCUUUUUGGAGAUUAAUAAGAAGAAUGGGAAAGAAUUCAGUCCUCAAAUUUCUGUAGCCGUAUCUAUUGAAGAUUCCAAUGUGGGAGCAGUACCGACGAUGGGUUAUUCAAGCUUCAAGGCCACUAUUUACUCUCCAAGUGAUUUCCCAGAUGCACAUCCAGAAACUUUGAAAAGAACACGAGCUAUAUUGCAACAGCUACAAGAUCAAAUAAAAAUAGGGAUUCCAAUAAUAGGGGCUGGUGCAGGGACAGGCAUCUCCGCGAAAUUCGAAGAAGCAGGCGGUGUUGAUUUAAUAGUUUUGUACAACUCUGGACGGUUUCGCAUGGCAGGAAGAGGUUCUUUGGCAGGGUUGUUGCCUUAUGCUGAUGCCAAUGCGAUCGUGCUAGAUAUGGCUAAUGAAGUGCUGCCUGUUGUGAAGGCAGUACCUGUUCUUGCUGGAGUAUGUGGAACCGACCCUUUCCGUCGAAUGGAUAACUUCCUAAGGCAAGUGGAGUCCAUUGGAUUUUUUGGGGUGCAAAAUUUUCCCACAGUGGGGCUUUUUGAUGGCAAUUUCAGACAGAAUCUGGAAGAAACAGGAAUGGGAUAUGGCUUGGAAGUUGAGAUGAUAGCAAAAGCUCACAAAAUGGGUCUAUUAACAACUCCUUAUGCUUUUGACGAAGAUGAAGCUGCAGAAAUGGCAAAAGCUGGAGCUGAUAUUAUAGUGGCUCAUAUGGGCCUCACAACUGCUGGUUCAAUAGGUGCAAAGAGUGCUUUCACAUUGGAGGAAAGUGUAGUUCGUGUACAAGCUAUUGCAAAUGCCGCACAUAGGAUCAAUUCCCAUGCUAUCGUCUUAUGCCAUGGAGGUCCUAUAUCUGGUCCAAAAGAGGCAGAAUUCAUACUGAAGAACACUGAGGGAGUUCAUGGGUUUUAUGGUGCAUCGAGCAUGGAGAGGCUACCCGUUGAACAAGCAAUUAAAAGCACAGUCCAAGAAUACAAAUUGAUAUCCCUGAAGUGAGGUUCACCGUAUCACUCUGUGUACUAAGAUGUUAAUUACAAGUUUGUACUUCCCUACAUCUGAGUACUAUGAUUUUAACAAUAAAUUGAUUGGCAAAUUUUUUUGUGGCUGAAUAAUGAAUUAUAUCCCACUUUAUCAA